AAGAAAUCUAUGAUCAAAUGUCAGUGCAUAGUGUCAAUCUGUCAAUAUUAUCUAUGAUGUCAACCUAUAAAUGUCAUUUUAGCAUGUAAUGUCAUAACUCUUCCAAAGUGUUUCAUUUAAACAUAAAUACGUUUGCAAUUGUAAAAAAUGGUAGAAACAGUGAGUGUAUCAAUUUCUGGCUUCGCUUUUUCUCUUCUUUUGUACGAGAACGUUAAAUGUAAUUACGAUCAGGAGGGUUUCUUAUUGGGAGAAAUUGCGGUAACAGAAAGAAGUAAAGUAACUGACGCAGAUCAAGAAGUAGUAAGCAUUGAUAAAGUUAUACGAAUUAACUCAAUUUUGCCUUGUCCGCAACAAUGUAGCUUUUACAAUCGAGCUGGAAAGGUUGACAUUCAAAGACUUAAUGAACUCUUAGGAGAAAACGCAACUAAAGUCGUGGCGUGGUAUAAGUAUAAAAAAAUCAAUGGUUUUAAGCUGACGUUGCGUGAAAAAAUUAUUCAUAAACAGCUAGUGGAUCUAUUUGGUGAUUUGUUUUCAAUGUGCGUUUUAAUGUGUGACAGUUCAGAAAAUUUUUCAACACAUUCCUUUUAUCAAACUUUCAUCAGGUAUUAUGAUGGUUGUUAUCAAGGAAUUCCUUUACACAUAGUCAAUUUAAGCCAGAAAAAUGAUUGUUACAAAGUAGCUGAAACUCUGCCUGAAGAGUUUAAUAAGAUUGUCAGUUCUCUGAAUAUUGAUUUAGAGACUUCUCAAGGACUAGUAGUUGUAUCUAAAAUACAAGAGGCCUUACAAAAGCACAUUGACCAUUUGGUUUUAAAUUUAGAUGAGUCUGAAAAAGAAUUAUUUGAGUUAGAGGAAGAAGUUAAACAACUCAAGCAGAAUUUAAUGUGGAAACGUCAAUACAGUUGUAGUGUUGAUAAUCAUUUGAACAGUGAUUUAAUUAAUGGGACAGAAGAAAAUAUAAAUAGUGAUAAUUCUUCAAAUAUCUUAUCUCAAACAGUAACAAAUAUUUCUGAACAGAGAACUAAACAUAAAGGUUCAAAGAGUGCUAAAAAGGAUGUAAGCAAUACCAUAAAGAAAGACAGUGGUUGGAUAAACAUGGAAGCCAAUAUAACAACAAGAUCAAGGAGUAGGACUUCAAAAUAGUUUAGAAUAUAAUGGCUCAAUUUUAAUAGGCCUUUUACAACUUACCUGUUCAACAGAAUAACUAAAAAGAAUUAUUUCUCAAUGUUUUCUAAAAAGUUGAUUAUAAUUUUCUUAAGCUACCAAUCUUAAGUGUUUUUAGAGCCUGUGUUUUUAUACUUUUAAGAAGAAAUCAAUUGUAGAAUUUUUUUUUUUAACAUUUACAUUUUGCUUAAUUCUGAUCCAUAUUUUUGUGAAAGUAUGUAUAUAAAGUUAUAUAUUCGGUGUUUUUAAAUCCGUGUCUGCUUGGAUAAUAAAUCU
Molecule: messenger RNA, 1437 nt
Organism: Agrilus planipennis (emerald ash borer)
Lineage: Eukaryota; Metazoa; Arthropoda; Insecta; Coleoptera; Buprestidae
Product: BRISC complex subunit FAM175B-like
Exons: 2
Coding region: 148-1140 (330 amino acids)
Biological process (GO): protein K63-linked deubiquitination; attachment of spindle microtubules to kinetochore; mitotic spindle assembly
Cellular component (GO): nucleus
Molecular function (GO): microtubule binding; polyubiquitin modification-dependent protein binding
Source: RefSeq, a predicted model, not a curated record